This is a messenger RNA of Ostrea edulis (European flat oyster), 6932 nucleotides long. RefSeq lists its product as uncharacterized. NCBI's taxonomy places the organism in Eukaryota, Metazoa, Mollusca, Bivalvia, Ostreida, Ostreidae. The transcript is spliced from 4 exons. The record is from RefSeq and is a predicted model, not a curated record. The coding region runs from base 526 to 5799 and encodes 1757 amino acids.
GGGGGGGGGGUCCUGAACCCAAGCAUCUGUGAUUUUAAAUACGUAUUUGACUAAAUAUCCUGUCGCUGUUGUAAUCUGUUAACGCUAUUUUUCGACUGCACCUAGUCCGAAAUAUCUGACGUUUUCCUGGUUUUUAAAAAAAAAAAGAUUGUGAUAUUUUAAUACCGUAUAUCAAAAUCAUAAAAAAAAAAUAACCAGGAAAACAACAGACACUAGACUGCACCUUGUUCUUGCUCAAGAAAUUAUCGUGUUUUUAUUAAAUUAAAAACAUUGUAUACUUGUGGAGAUAUUGACUGUUAUCCACUUCUUUUCAUCCAUCUCGGCGUUUAGUCCGCCCUGUAAAAAAAACCCCCAAAAAACCAAGGAAAAACCCCGAGAGUGUGCGAUUCUGUUGAAAUCGAGAUGUUCCAAAUGGUAACGACAGUUUACCGCCAAAAUCAAGCGAUGUAUCAUUUUGAUCUGUUGAAAAAAGCGUGUUUAACGAUUUGGAUUUGAUCUGUAGAAACAAAUCUAUCUGCAAUCAAAAUGGAUCAAUCUGGUGGAUACUCUCCAAUGGGAUUCUUUGAAAUGUAUGAAAGUAUGGACCACCCUGUUAAAAUGAGAAAUGGUAGUGAAGAACUUCAAAUGGACCAGUCAAGAAGUUUCUCUGAACCUGCAAUCAAAAUGGAUCAAUCUCGUGGAUACUCUCCAAUGGGAUUCUUUGAAAUGUAUGAAAGUAUGGACCACCCUGUUGAAAUGAGAAAUGGUAGUGAAGAACUUCAAAUGGACGAGUCAAGAAGUUUCUCUGAACCUAAAUUUCCUUAUACAGAUGAAGAAAUUCUAGGCACAAGAAAUUUUUUUUACAAAUCACAAAAAAUUUAUGUUGGUAUGAAUAGUCACACUGCAACAUUGCUACCUCGACGUUCCCUGCACAAGCAGACGUUCAUGUUACACAGAAAGUUAGUCGGGAAUAGUACUACCAGUGCAUGUCUAAGUAGUGCAGAACAUGGGAAUGGUUCAUUUCGAAAUCAUCCAUCUGCUCCACCUAAUAGAUAUUCUUUUCACUUCCAACAACGCAAGCUUCGCCAUUUGCAUAACCUUCCUCUGCAGCAAUCUCAACCAAAAAAACUAUUUCGAUGCACCCACGUCAAUACCUGCAGAAAUACCACAUAUACUCGACGACAGUCCAGGAGUAGUAUCAGUAAACCUAUAGGCACUGCAUCUCUAGGAUUAUCUAUGAGGAAUUUUCCCAUUGCUCCUUCACCAUACAUAUCUCAGCUCAAGCACAAUGAAAUGACUAGCCGAUAUAUUGCAAACCUUGCAGCAAAAACCAAAAAUCUUUAUGAGAGCCAAAACUCCAGCUGUGGUAUUGAAGAUGGAUGUGCUAAAUCUUUCAUUCGGAGUAGGGAAGGAGAGGUGGAAUCUUGUACCUCAUCAAGUUUCAGUUCACCUGAAUCUCAGCAUCAUUUCAUCGCCUCAUCCUCAAAGCUUGCCAAAGAAAAUGAUACAGCACCAUUUCUAAAUUAUAGGGACAGAAAUGCCUUUCAGAAUAUGUUUCCAUUAACAGUGAAUACUUCUAAAGCUGACAGUACAAAGAAAAGUCAAGUGCAAGCAUGGCUGGCUGAAAAAUCAAAUAGAUGUUCAGAAAGGACAGUAGUAUCCAAUAAUGUCUCACCACAUAGUGAUGAACCAGAAUUACCCAGAUGUAUUGCAACAUCUCAAACAAGAGAAACAGUUGAAAUCACUCCUGAGAAAAUAAUCGAAGACUCAUAUGAUGAACUAGAGACAACUUGUCAUUCAUUUAAGGAGGAGAAUACAGAAGGUCUCAAGUUGGAUGUGUCAUUCAGUUUUAUGGAGAAGGGUGGGUAUCAUCCAAUCGCUUUACCUCUAGGGUGUCACAUUUUUGAAGAUGAAAGUGAUGGCAGUGAAAAUGAAGAGGAGAGAACUUCUGUUCUAGACAAGAGAAUGGCCAAAAUGGGAAGGGAUGAAUUCCAGUUGAAUGUUGACACUUCUUCUUCAUACAUGCCAUGGAUCAUUAUUCCACUAGAUGAUAUUCCUAAAGUGAGAUAUGAAUGUGUAGACUUUUACAAUCCUGAAGAUCCAAGAUUAACAAAGUAUAAAAAAUCACUGGAGUUGAGUUCAAUGAAUGUUGAAAGUGCUCAUUUAUUUUGUGACACCUCCCAUCAGAAAGCUGGAAUGGCAAGUGAAAUAGAUCAAAUGCAAACUGAAGUCCAAACUGCUGACUAUAUCUUUAAUGUUGAGAAUAUGGAUACCAACAAAGAAAGUACACACGAGAGUCCAAAUGAUUUAUCAGACUUGCCAUUUACUGACUUGUUUCUACAAAUAAAUGCUGAUUCUUUUGAAUUUCAUGACAACUUAUUGGAUGCUCUCUCACAAGAAACAGUGGAUGCUGACACAGAAAACAAGCUCCCACAGUACCAAGGUAGUGAUGUCAUGCAGACAGGUGCACAAGAAGACUUUCGAUGUUUCCAACAAAAUGAAAUCUCUACAGCUUCAGAUGAGAAAGCUCUACAAGAAUCCACAGCAAUCUUUGACAAUGCUACAACUAAAUCAACAGGACAUUUUGAUGAUUUAUCCAGCAAUAAUGGUAUCUGCAAGUUCAACAGCCAUACUGAUAUCUCUUCAUCAAGCAAUGAGCAAUCUAAAGAUGUUGAAAACUCAUCAGUCAAAGCCAAUGAUAUUUCUUCAUCGAGCAAUGAGCAGUUUAGAGAUGUUGAAACCUCAUCAGUUAAUGCCAAUGAUAUCUCUUCAUCGAGCAAUGAGCAGUCUAGAGAUGUUGAAACCUCAUCAGUUAAUGCCAAUGAUAUUUCUUCAUCAAGCAAUGAGCAGUUUAGAGAUAUUGAAACCUCAUCAGUUAAUGCCAAUGAUAUUUCUACAUCAAGCAAUGAGCAGUCUAAAGAAGUUGAAACCUCGUCAGUCAAUGCGAAAACGGACAGCAAAACUCAUCGACACAAAUGUGGGGCCUUGAAAAAUGAUGAUGAGAAUGAAAUGCCAUACAGUGAAGACUCCUCUAAUUCUACACGGACCAUGAAGCUACCUGUUUCAACCAUUCAGCUGCUAAAGGAGUCGGCUGCUUUUCUAAAAGAUGAAAAUUUAUCUACAAGUCGGGUUAGGAGAUUGAGAAGAGUCUCUACAUCAUUAAGAGUAGCAGACUUUGCUUUGCCAAAUUUUCUAGAAGAUUUCUACAUGGAAAGCGAGUCAUGUAAUUACGCAGAAAGGUUAAAAGGUACCUCUUUUGAUGGAGAUUCAUGUGAAAGUGACAAAUCUAUGUUUGAUAAAGGAAUCCGUAACAAGAAUGUACUUCCUAAUGACACAGAAAGUAUCAGAAUAAUGCCAAGAAGAACAAAAAGGACAGCCGAUACAAAGACUUCAAGUCCAGAUGCCAAUCUCAGCUCAAAAUCCUGUCAUUUGAAAAAAGCUGAUAAAAGAUGCACAAGGGCAUCUCAAAGAAACACACAUAAAGGCAGUAGCAAUCCACAAAGUGUACACGAGGGCCACACAGCAAAAUGUAGAAAGCAUAAUGAUGAACAAAAGCCUAAAGAUAACCUGUUCCUGAAGUAUGAAGGCAGAAAUUACAAAUGUAUGGAUGGGAUUUUGACUCCAGCCAUAUGUGAAGAUUCUACCAAUACUGAUGAAAUACAGGGUGGAGAGGAUCAUUUAUUGAAUAACAUUGACCAUGAUCAAAAUGCCCCCAAAACUGGAUACAAUGUUAAAAUGAGAAAUGGGGUUGUUAAAAGAAAGCCGACAAGUGACAAUCGAAACACAAAUCUUCAAUUGUCAAACUGUAAAAAAUCAAGAUCAAGCCAAUCUCCCAAAGUAAUGGUCCGUAACUGUUUUCAACAGAUUGCAUUCUCUCAAACCAAGUGUUCAAAAACACUGACCACAACAAGGACUACGGUAGAUAUCAUUCAGAAAACUACCCAGGUGAGGAAAAAGCUCUUCCCUGUGAAAGUAAAGAAAAGCCAAAACACUGGGAAAGGUACCUCACAGCAGAAAACGAAGGGUGCCAAAUCAGUCGAGAAGAAACAAAGUACUGGAAAACAGAAACAAACAUCCACAAAAAGUAUUCAAAAGAAACCUGUAGAGAAAAAGCAUACCUCAAAUGUUGAUGUGAACGUUCCAAAACAUGAGGAAGAUGUAUUAACAGACAGUAAACAACAGAAUCAAUUGUCUGUUGCAUGUAAGCCUAUCAUUAGGAUUCACCAGGGACUUAGAAACACAAGUCUUAAACAGUUCAAAGCUCAUCAGCAUAGCAAGGGUAUUAGAGGGCCUACUAUCAAAAAGAAUCCCCAGAAAGCCUUUCCAUGUUCACAUUGUGAAAAAAGUUUCAAUAAAGCAGCACAAGUUGAGAGGCAUAUCAAAGAUGAUCACAAGUGUUCACAGUGUGGGAAAAUGUUUGACUUGAAGGUUGCCAAACAAAGACAUUUCUACAGCUGUCAUGCCACGGAAGUCCACAAAUGUACUACUUGCCUGAAGGAAUAUAACUAUCCCCAUCUCGUAAGGAAACACUUUGAAUCUCAAUCACACAAAGAUCUCAUCAAAAAUCUUAUAAGAGAAAUGAAAAAGUUGUCCAAGGAAAGGUUAUCUGCCAGAAGGAUGCCAUCAUUGGAAUACGGCAACCUAAAUCCUGCUAUGUAUCAAAAUAAGGCCUCCAACAAGUGUCUUACUAUGUCUGACAAGUUUCUAAAAGCAAGGUCAAAUAAAAAAUUGAAGUUCAUGGAGAUGGAAAGCAACUUUUUUGAUAAAAACCCUGAUCUGUUGGAACUAGUUCACAAAAUAAACUAUGUUGACAAUGAGCAUGGUAUUAUUAAACAUUUCAUCUACAAAGAUCCAGACCUUGCAGAAAUCCAAUCUUAUCAGAAGGAUGAGGUUCAUUCAAGUUCUUCAUGUUAUGAGGAGAUAGAAAUUAUCAAUGAAUACAGUAUCACAAACCACUGUGAGAACUUUCUGGAAAAUGCUGACAAUGAUUUUGCCUUUAGUAACAGUUCAAGGUCAUCAGAACUCAGAUGCAGUUCGACAAGUAUAUCAAGUGAAUUUUCUGAAGAGAACCAAGAAUGGAGCAUAUCUCAUCAUACUACAGAUCCAUGCAUGGGGAUUUCCUCAGAACCACUAACAUACAGCCAUAUGAAUUGUGAGAUCAGUCCGCUGGUGUCAGGCUGGGUUUCUGCAGCCUUGGAAUGCACUGAGCAAAGAAAUCUGGAUGAUGACCUCACAUAUUCUACAUAUCUAGGAUUGCUCAGCAACGAAGCUGGGAUGGAACUUCCAAACAAUCCAAUUACACUGGACACAUUAAGCAGGUCGCCAGAAGAAAAUCCACCCAAAAUUGUAGAGAGCUGCCAAGAAUUGUGCCAUUUUCCAACUGAGGCAAAAGCACCAGAAAACAGCAUUGUUGAUCAACUGAAAGAGCAGAAUCUUUGUCUCAGUACGUCUUAUAAAAACACAUUGAACUUCCAAGAAAAAUCUUCCUUACUACCUUUUAUACCAAAUGCUGAAGAAGCCAUAUCAUAUGAGCCAAAAUCAAGCAUGAAAAAGGAUAUCUCAUCUUUGUUGAAACUCGGAGAAAAUGUAUCUGACACUAGUUCAAAUCUUCCAUGGAAAUCACCUUCUCAGGCAGGAAAUGAUACACUUGAUGUUGCCUUCAGUUUGAUUAUGCUGUCAAACUCCGAACAAGAUGUUUUACCUAAAGUGGAUGAACUUUCAAACUCCACUGGUCCAAGCAGAGAUGAUAUGGAUGCACAACAGGAAUAUGAAUCAAUAUGUUUAGAAAUUCAGAGAGAUGUGCAGAAUUAUAAAGAGUGAUGUUUCUUUUAACUGGCAGUACAACCUGAAAAGAAAAUUAAAGAGAUGUGCAAAAUUUUAAAGAGUGGUGCAACUUUUAACUGAUAGCACAACCCAAAAGUAAACGGAUAUGUACUGGUGUCUCUGAUUCAGGUCAUUUUAAGUGUACAGUAAUGCUACUUUUUAAAAAAAAAAAAUUUUACACUCCACAAUUGGAAACAAAACCAUGUAAUACAUGCAGACGAAUACUGACAUGUAUCUUGUAUCAGAGUCUUACCUAGUUCAUAAUUCUAGCUUUAAAUCCCUGUGACUUCUUUCAUGUUUUACAGCAAUCUGAUUGAGAAGCAUUUUUCUUAUGAUUUUUAAAAUUAUUGCAAGAUUGUUUCCUUAAUUUGCCAAGCAAAAAUGCUAUUUUAAGGUGAAUUCUUAUUCAGCAACUUGUUAAGUAUAAACUUGAGCUUGUGCUCAUGUUACUAAAUUUUGUGUGUGUUACAAUUUGUCAUUUGAUUGGUUGACAGUUUGUUCAUUCAGUUUUUAAAGAUGUUUAUUGGCAUUGAAGCAAUAUGCCAGAUUUGUUUUGUUCUAUGGCUGUUGAAUUUGUUGGAUCUGUUAAGCACACUUGAAUCUGUUAGUAAAAAGGAAAAAAUGGGAAAAUUUAUAAACGAGAAAUGUCCAUUAUGACUACAAAAAAUGUGAAAAAAUACUUGCUUUAAAUAGACCAUUUAGAAUAUUAGAAAAAUUAGUAAGUGUGCAAAUGGUCAAAUAUAUAACUGAUGCUUCUUCUUUAAAAAUAUUUUAUAUUACGUAUUAUUUUAAGGUCAAGGCAUAUCUUUCUAAGCAAAAACGUGCUUGAAGCACAGUAACAUCAUAUUGUCUUGGUGUCCCUUUGCAUUUUUCAUUUUUGACAAAAUUGAACACCCCCAUUUAAAUGCCUUAAAUCUUUCAUGAAAACACAAAAACUUUUGUUGUUGGACUCAGGAUUAGAAUGUGCAAUGUGUAAACUUUGUUAAAUUAUUUAAUUUUAUUUUUGUAUUUUUAUACAGUACAUAUGCUGUAGGUUUCUGUACUAAUGUAACAAUUGUGAUCUACUACUAGUCAUUUUACUUGUCAUCUGGUAAUGACAAUAAUUUCUCAAUAAAGAAUGUUUUGACAAA